This is a messenger RNA of Homalodisca vitripennis (glassy-winged sharpshooter), 3271 nucleotides long. RefSeq lists its product as uncharacterized. Bases 1 to 2457 code for a protein of 818 amino acids. The transcript is spliced from 4 exons. NCBI's taxonomy places the organism in Eukaryota, Metazoa, Arthropoda, Insecta, Hemiptera, Cicadellidae. The record is from RefSeq and is a predicted model, not a curated record.
AUGCCAGAGGCCGAGGGGCUGUUUAAGGCUGAAACUUGUCAGGAAAUGGGAGGAUGUAGAGGCUUAAACGUAUCGGAGGCUGAGAAGUCACAAAAUCACGGACCUGACAAAGGCCAGAAGCUCUCAGAAGACGGGAGGCUAAUGUGUCGGCGGCCAUGCGCAGGCCGCCACCCCCUACACCCUCAGUCGCCUCUCGAUCUGGUCCAGGAGCAGAUCUCAGCUUCCGCGGCGCGCGUGACCCAUCGGGCUUAUCUUCACCUUGGAUUUACUGUUGCAGAUAAUGAAGGAAACUCUCUAGAAGCCAUGUGGUGCUGGAGACCACUGCUACCAGUGUUACUUCAAUGUGUUGUCACGCUGGCCCCAGUUCGACCUAUGACUAGCUACACCCAAGUGAACCACGACGAGCCAACAAACGCCGUCAAGGAGACGACAGUAACGAGCGACCAGGAGGAGUUUAGAGCCCCAGGAGUAGGGGAGAAGGACCUGCUCUGGGAUCACGUGGGAGAUCUCACCCAACACUUCGUCCUAGGGGUGGAGCCCGAGAGAGGAUCCACUACUAAGGACUUCGAGGAGACAAACACGACAGUCAAUUUUGUGAACCAAAUAGAAAAUAGUAUUGGAAGCACCAAUCUAUCUCACCCGGAAUACGGUACAAAAUCACCUCAAACCGAAGUCUUGAAAGGAAAUAUAAGUGCGACAGAAGAUGAAUUACCUCAAUCGAUGGUGACACUCCACUUGUUGCCGACGACAGUGGGUGGAGUGCGGGAAACGGAAGCGGGCGACAGAUUCAAUCGUUCAGACGUGCAAGGAAAGCUGAUAUUGUAUCCAACGGAUCGAAAAGUUGAAGGCCACGUUUCCGGCUCUGCAAUGGGAAACCUAACAAAAAACUUGAGGAAGAGUUUGAAAUUAAACAAAACUACCAAGGUACACCAUCGACCACAACAAAUUAUUUACGACACAUCGGAUCCCUUUUCAGUCAUUUUUGGUGAAGUCAAAACGGAAUUUAGAACGGAUAACUCAAUCAAUAUUAGCAGAGAAAACAGAGAAAAUAUAAUAGGAGGACUAGGAGUAAGGAGGGUAAAGGAAUUGCUUAAAAAGGAAGAUAAUGAAAAAUCCAUUUUCAAUGGAAAAGAAGUGACCACAACAUUUAAAAACUUCGCCGUGCAUAAUUUCGAGGAGGAACGCGAUCAGUAUGGCAGUGAACAAGAAGAACAAGAACUACGACAGAAUAAUGAAAUGUUCGAGUUUGGAAAAGUUAAAUCUAGUCCUCAUGACGAGGUUUUAUUCUCUAAAUACGACGUCGACUCCAAUAUGUCUAGUGAAAAUAAUGAGUUGGAACGCUUUGACAAUACUCAGAGUGACAAUUUGUUUAAAGAAUGGGACACGGUUAGUGAAGAGCAGGAGAAAAUGUUGGAGGACAUGGUACUUCAAGGUAAUAAUCAUUUAGAUUCAUCUACAAGGGAUGCAAUACCUCCACCCGGAAGAUGGUUUAUACUUUUAUUGGCAGGAAACUCAACAAUUGUGAAACUGCGCCAAAAAGACUUUGCUAAAUACCUUAAAUUAAAUUUAGCAGCAAGAUUAAGUUUGGAAUACGACGAGGUCAGAGUCAACCGUGUCGUUUUGGCACCUCCUAGACUGAUGGUGAAUGUCAGUGUAGUUCCAGCCAACGAAGGAAACAACCAAGAUCUCGAUGAAGAAAUUGAUUUAGAAGAUAAAAUAUUUGGUGAGGAAGAAGCUCCUUUGCACAAACUGGCUGAAACAAACGCUACUCUUUUAGAACUAUCAGGUGAGGAGUAUCAUGUUGUUCGAUUUUUGUCACUACGUUCUCAGCAGCCUAUUCAAAUGGAAGAUACUCCUUCCGCUACUUCUAUGAUAGUGAACGAUCGUCAUAUGGAUAUAGAAAUGGUGAUUUACAUCGUUGUAGGGGGAACUUGUGCAAUGGCUAUUCUCGUGACAUUUUUCUUUGCAUUAUAUCGUUAUUUAAGAACAGCGCCGAUAAACUGGCCUUGGAAAGGUGCUAAGCCCCUUUUUACGGCACCUUGGAGUCUACCUCGUCACCAAAGGAUGGGAGAAGAACCUGCUCCUUCAAUCGGAGGCCCCCUCACCGUCAUCUAUUCUGGAAAUUUUGUCGACAGGACAGCCCCAAGUUCUGGUUCAUGGAUCGAUGACUACCAACCCUCCUCUAUCCCAGAACCGUUAGAGGUGACCAGGCAGCAACCUGUGUAUGGUUUUGGAGCUUUGAGCAACAGCGCUUUACCUGAGAUUUGCGACUCUUUCUCAAACAUAGGCCAAGAGAGCCCCAGGUUUAAUCUGGACAGUAAGCUGCAUAUCCUAGGCUGUCGGCCUAACCACUUCCUACUUCCGCACCAGCCGGCCAGAACUAGUAAUGACCACAAAACCACUUUAGAUGUCAGGAUACAGGGGGUGGGGGUCGAUAACCCCAACUACCAAUCGUAGUUUCAGCGGACAACAGAUGUAUAGGUUUUGUAUGCGAGAAUGUAAUAUAGAUUCAAUACAAGACAAAUCAGACUGUUUUAGGGUAAUUUGUUGUAAAAUAAUUAAGGAGUUGUAUGUCACUUGAGAUCUUCCAACCAAAGCAUCGUUACCACUGAACAAUAAUUAAUUAUUAGAAGAUUGUUUAAAACAUUAUUUUUAAAGCAUUGAAUGUAAAAUAUUUAAAGUACAUGGUACAAAAUUACAUUGGUAUUAAUUAAGGUACGUAGAAAUAUAUAGAAAUAUGAUAUAUGACGUAAUAGAAUAUUAUUUUGGGCUAUUUAAAAUAAUAAAGGGUUGAGCUUUAGAUUGAGAGAUAGAUUGUAGUACAGGGCAAUUGAUGCAAGUAUAAAUUAAAAUAUGCACGUAGAAUAAUAAAUUAAAGAAGCCAGUACAUCUCUUCACAAGGUACACUGGAACUUCUAAUGAAAAAACACUAUCUUAAAUCAAAACUGUUUUAAUGUUUACUCAAUUAACUUACCAAUGUCAUUUCAAAAUCUGUACCCAUAAAACCCAUGCAAUUGAGAAUUGUAGGAUGAGUUUUCUCUAAGUGCUCGUAGUCUCGAUUUUGGCAGUUUUUUUCUUUCAAAAUAGAUGUUUUCCACUUGUUUUGCCCAGAUGUUUGAUGUUAUCCACUAUUGUAGUUGGUUUCAUUUGCAGUUCUGUUGAUCCAAGUCUAAUGAAUGAAUUGUAAUUGAAGUGUAAAUAAUUGAACAAAUGUUGUCAAGUGUAUUUUAGCUUAAGUUUGCUAAGAAAUAAAUAGUAAACUCCUCAUUUU